Messenger RNA from Coregonus clupeaformis (lake whitefish), 693 nucleotides. RefSeq names its product testis-expressed protein 30. Lineage: Eukaryota; Metazoa; Chordata; Actinopteri; Salmoniformes; Salmonidae. The record is from RefSeq and is a predicted model, not a curated record. The transcript is spliced from 4 exons. Bases 177 to 557 code for a protein of 126 amino acids.
UAUACUGAGUUUCCAACCAUUUUAUGAUAGUCAAAUAAUUUCUCCCAAAUCAUCUAUUUUAGAUUGUGUGGUACCAUCGACUCCAGUACACUAGAUGGCGUCUUAUGAAUAGUUUACAGUGAAGUUGAGAAGUCAUGAGAUUUAGAAGAAACUACGCGGGAUAAACAAAUGGCAGCAUGGAAACGAUUCAAGAGGACAGCAUGACAAUACCUUUUGGGGCAAAACAUCUAGUUGCUGUGUUGAGUAUCCCCGCCAAUUCCAGUGAUGUGCAGACUGCUGUCAUCCUGACGCACGGGGCUGGUGGGGACAUGAACUUCAAACAUUUGGUUUCUCUUGCUCAUGCACUCUCAUCGAAUGGCCUGCUAUGUCUUCGCUUCACAUGUAAAGGUUUAAACCUGGUUUACAGAGUGAAGGCUUACCAUGCCGUUUGGGAGUAUGCCAAGUUGCAGGUGACUGAGCCUAAGGUCAGAGAGGGCAUGGAACGGGUCGAGCAGCCCACUGAUGACCUCUUCCCAUGCUCCUGCCACAGGAUACCACAGGUCAAGGAUGAAUUAUGAUUGGUCCACUGUUCAAUUAUAAAACAAUUGCAUUUUUAUCUGAUGUUCCUGUGUUGUAAAAUGUUGUUUUUGCCAAAAUGUGAAUUGUGGGCUUGUCAUGUUUAUAAUAAAUAUUUUUUCAUUGUUUGUAUGUUAA